AAGCUCUUGGUUUAGUGAAAGCAGCAGCAACAGCAAUAGCAGCAGCGGCAGCGGCAGCGGCAGCAGCAGCGGUAGCAGCAGCAUGUCUUUCGGUGGUAGCCAGCCUGCCUACCAGAAUCCGGUCAUUCCGUUCUCUGGGCCCAUCCAUGGUGGACUCCAGGAUGGACAUGAGGUCGUUGUCAACGGGUUGGUCCUUCAGACCAGUGGGACUAGGUUUUCUGUGAAUUUUCAGCAUGGGUUUGAUGGAAACAACAUCGCCUUUCAUUUCAACCCUCGGUUUGAAAGUGGCGGUGUUGUUGUGUGUAACACAAAGCAGAAUGGUUCCUGGGGGCAGGAGGAGAGGAGGAUGAAGAUGCCUUUCCAGAAGGGGGCGCCUUUUGAAAUUCGCUUUCAGGUCCAGAGUACAGACUUCAAGGUGAUAGUGAAUGGUAAUUACUUCAUCCAGUACCAGCACCGGAUCCCUUUCCAUCAAGUGGACACCAUCGCGAUCGAGGGCAUAGUGCAGGUGUCCUACAUCAACUUCCAGAACAGCAGACUUGCUCUUAUUCAGCCUCCCUGCUAUGUCCUGCCUCAUACAAUGACAGCAAAACCUCCUCGUAGGCCCAAGGGAGGCAAACCCAAACCUCCCCAACCUGUCUGGCCAACUACUGCCUCACCUAUCACUCAAAUGCUUUUCCCCGGCAUCCACUCUGCUCCACAGAUGCACGGUGCACCUGUUUUCCCAUCCCUACCAGUCACCAAUCAGUUGUAUCCCUUACCUUUUAGUACAUCCAUCUUUGGAGGACUCUACCCAUCCAGGAACAUCAUUGUAUCUGGCAUCAUCCUGUCUGCUGCUGACAAGUUCACAAUCAACCUGAGGUGUGGGAAUGACAUCGCCUUCCAUCUGAACCCACGAUUUAAGGAGAAUGCCGUGGUCCGGAACACCCAGAUUAACUACUCUUGGGGUCCUGAGGAGCGUGGUCUGCCUAGAUCUAUGCCCUUCACCCGAGGCCAACCCUUCUUGGUGCAGAUUAAGUGUGAAAUCCACUGCCUCAAGGUGUCUGUCAACGGACUGCACCAGUUUGACUACAAUCACCGCAUAAAAAACCUAUGCUCUAUCAACCAGCUGGAGGUGUCGGGAGACAUCCAGCUGACCCAAGUACAGGUCUUCUGAAGGGCCUCCCACCCAGGUGUCCCGGCUGGAGGUGGCUGGAGACAUUCAGCUGAUAAUGAAGGCUCUCUCACCCAGUUGUCGCAGGCUGAAUCUUUCUUUUUUCUCUCCUAUCCUCACUUCUCCCUAGCUGAUUGGACUCUAAGCACCAAGCUUUCCCUCCACUCCCAGUCAGGGAGGAGUUGGAAUAAGAUGCUGUCCUCUUUGGGGGAAGGUAGAGAAGGGACUUACCUUUGUUUCUCCCUGGGUUUCUUGUACACAGUCAGUAGGAUGGGAACCUUCCUGAAGCAGGGUUGUUUAUUUCUCAACAAUGGCAGAACUGAGUUCACCUUCCAACCUGGCUGCUGUGGCCUCAGGUGUGAUAUUUUGAUGUUCUGAUACAGAACAGGGGAUUCAGAGAUCACCCCUCCUCUCCAGAACAGAGCCCCUGCCUUAACUGUCUUUUCAGAUUUGAGCCCCUCCUCCUGUCUCCACCUGGAGCCAGUGGCUUCUCUCUCAUCCCCUGUUCCUCUGCUGUGGCCCCAUCAAUAUCCCCUUUGUCCUUCCUGUUGCCUCCAAGACCUUGGACCUCCUCGGUGCCUUGUUAUAUGCCCAGAGCUUUCCCUAUUCUUUGUGAAACCCUCUUCCUCCAGGGAGUACUCUCUGAUAAGCAGGAGCCAGUUGUAGCCUCCCGCCCCUCUCCACGUGAUCUCUGUGAUGUCAUUUGAAGAACGUGAAACAGUACCUGCUUUUUUUUUUUUUGUACACUUCCACUCUUUCUAUUUGAUUCUACUUCCGGAGGGUAGGGGCCAUGUCUUACUUAUACUUUGUAUCUCUCCACUGCCCAACCCAACACACACAGCAGGUGCUUAAUAAAAGUCUGUUAUGCAGUAUUGUGCUCA
Messenger RNA from Vombatus ursinus (common wombat), 2031 nucleotides. RefSeq names its product galectin-9-like. The coding region runs from base 83 to 1153 and encodes 356 amino acids. Gene Ontology annotation, biological process: negative regulation of type II interferon production; negative regulation of CD4-positive, alpha-beta T cell proliferation; positive regulation of gene expression. Lineage: Eukaryota; Metazoa; Chordata; Mammalia; Diprotodontia; Vombatidae. Gene Ontology annotation, molecular function: galactoside binding; carbohydrate binding. The record is from RefSeq and is a predicted model, not a curated record. The transcript has 11 exons. Gene Ontology annotation, cellular component: cytosol; nucleus.